AUCCGACUUCUUCGGCUACCAAACUCCCACGCACGGUCGCUUUGUUUCCUUCCACUCUCGCUCUUUCCUCUAUUUGUCUUCCAACUGCAAAACGGUCCCUCCAAUGAAAACACUCAUCUCCUUUACUAAUCCACCUGCCCAUUGCCUUCCUUUCAGUUCCGUCUCUUGGUCAGAUUUGGAAGUGAAAACACUGAAGCAUGGCAUUGGCGCACAGUCUCUCUGUCUGUACCAUGAUGAAAAUAUUGGUAAUUCGUGUCUCAGAUCAGGACUUACUUGUCAUCCACGGUUUCACAGGAGAAGGGUGGGUGUUGUAAAUUUACGUGGUGUAGCUCCGGCGAAAAUUUGGUCCACUAGCAGCAAGUCCUGUAGAAACUUCUGUUGUUUUGGGUCAAGGCGUUCAACACUGCUCUCCUGGAGGACAGAAAAGCUUUCUUCUUCAUGUGGUCCCAGCACAAGUAAACGCGAGGGAAAACAGAUACUUGACUUUGUGGUUGAAAAGGUACUGAUUGUUCUCAAAGAAUGGAGGCAGUUACACUUGAUGAAAUUGGCUGGUUUACUGGCAUGCACUUUGAUGGUCAUUCCUUCAGCCGAUGCUGUUGAUGCUAUCAAAACAUGUGCCUGCUUGCUUAAGGAAUGCAGGGUAGAACUUGCCAAGUGCAUUGGAAACCCAUUAUGUGCUGCCAAUAUAGCUUGUCUCCAAACUUGCAACAAUCGGCCUGAUGAGACUGAAUGUCAGAUCAAAUGUGGGGACUUGUUUGAAAACAAUGUUGUAGAUGAAUUUAAUGAAUGUGCAGUAUCACGAAAGAAGUGCGUACCUACAAAAUCCGAUGUUGGGGAAUUUCCUGUACCUGAUCCUGCUGUUCUAGUUAGGAAUUUCAACAUUGCAGAUUUCAAUGGGAAGUGGUUCAUUGCUAGUGGCUUAAAUCCCACCUUUGAUGUUUUUGAUUGCCAAUUGCAUGAAUUCCACACAGAGUCCAACAAACUAGUUGGAAAUUUGUCAUGGAGAAUUCGAACGCUAGAUGGUGGCUUUUUCACUCGAUCAGCUGUACAGAGAUUUGUGCAAGAUCCUACCCAGCCUGGUAUACUUUACAAUCAUGACAACGAGUAUCUUCACUAUCAAGAUGACUGGUAUAUUCUAUCAUCCAAAGUAGAAAAUAAGCAAGAUGACUACAUAUUUGUAUAUUACCGAGGCAAAAAUGAUGCAUGGGAUGGCUAUGGUGGUGCUUUUGUGUACACAAGAAGUGCGGUUUUGCCGGAAAGCAUUGUUCCUGAACUUGAAAGAGCAGCUAAGAGCGUAGGACGUGACUUUAACACGUUCAUAAAAACGGAUAAUACUUGCGGUCCGGAGCCUACCAUUGUAGAGAGGAUUGAGAAGACAGUAGAGGAAGGGGAGAGGACCAUUAUAAAGGAAGUUGAAGAGAUAGAACAGGAAGUUGAGAAGGUUGGAAAGACUGAAAGGACCUUGUUGGAGAGGUUAGCAGAAGGAUUUAGAGUGCUUCAAGAAGAUGAGCAAAAUUUUGCAAGAGAGCUAAGCAAAGAAGAGAUGGAUAUAUUAAACGAGCUAAAGAUGGAGGCAACGGAGGUAGAAAAGCUCUUUGGAAAAGCUCUGCCAAUUAGGAAGCUUAGAUAGAUUUCAUUUUGAAAUAGAAUGAGUUCAUUGUUUACACCAUACAUAGUUGCUUUCAUUUUUUAUUCUUUGAAAAAUGUAAUCUGAUCUUGCAUCCAUACUCUUUUCACUUGGUAGAAGAUGAAAUGCCAUUUUCUACUUUUUUCACGUA
Molecule: messenger RNA, 1778 nt
Organism: Alnus glutinosa
Lineage: Eukaryota; Viridiplantae; Streptophyta; Magnoliopsida; Fagales; Betulaceae
Product: violaxanthin de-epoxidase, chloroplastic-like
Biological process (GO): xanthophyll cycle
Molecular function (GO): violaxanthin de-epoxidase activity
Source: RefSeq, a predicted model, not a curated record